AGUUGGAGAUGGAAUCGAAAGCUUGGAAGUCGCCAGUGGGAGGAGAAGGCGACGACCGCACGGGAGUCAAUAGGCGGUAUGGAUGAAUAGGUCCAAGGCCAAGCCGUGGAGCUGAUGCUUGCAAGCUGACGUCUUCACGUAACUGGCCGGCGCUGGGCCACAGCGAGGGGAGAUCUGGAGUCAAUGCGCCAAUAGCGGACGAGCACUGCUCUGUUCCGUCUCCUGGACGAAGACGCCCGGCCGACAGAUGCUUCGGGCCCGGCCCCAACCCGAAAACAGGAAUCUUUCGACCCGCCACCCACCGAUCUAACUCAGUCACGGGAAAGAAAAAGCAUAUAUAUCUCUAUAUAUAUGUGUGUUUGUGUGGAGAGGGUAGAGGCAGCGAAAGAAUCGGACACAUCAAGCCUACCAGCCAUGCUGCCUCGGGAUAGUGGCCAUCAAAAUUGUUAGUUCAUAUUUUUGUUUGUUUGUAAAGAAUCAAGAUGUGGGAAAAAAAAUCCCUUAACAGGAAAAGCAACCACAAGUUGAGAAAUCAUGUUUUCAUUUGAAUGGAAUCUGGAAAAGAACAACUAUAUGUAUCAAAGAUCAAUAAGGUGGUUUUCUUGCAUUGGAAGAAGAAAACGGGAACCUUUGAGCUAGAACUGUGAACAUGGCGGUAGAACUUGUAAUUGAGGAAAAGCCAGAAGUAACUGUUAAUCACACACGCAGUCUCGUGGUAAAUAUCUUGGAAGAUCAUAUGGAAGGAACUUAUAAUCUUGAUGAAGUAGCAUUUCAGGCAAGUCUUUAUCAGUCAUUCCAGGAGAAUUCAGGCGAUAGAGAUAGACCAAAUCACGAAAUUGGCCAAAGCAGCCAAAGCUCCCAUGGUGGGAGUAAUCUCCACUCAGUAUCAGCAUACGAUGAAGCUCUAGCUCAACAGUACCAAUAUCUGGAGAAUUGUUCUGCUGAUGCACCAGAAAAUACAAUAAAUCAUUCAGAAGAUGGUGAAAACACAACAGAGUUGUCUACCUUGAAUGCUGGAUCUACAUCUACUGACAAUCCUAAUCCGGUUAUAAGAGACAACAACGUUGACACAGAUGCAAUGUCUUAUGAGCAAUUACAAUCCCUAGAGGAAGAAAUAGGUAUCGAAGGCAGAGGUUUGUCAGAUGAGUUUAUUUCUUAUUUGAAGGAACACAGACAUGGAUUCUUCUCGAAAAAGGGCAACGAAGAAUGUGUUAUUUGCAAAUCAAAUUACAAAAGCCGGAAAUUGAUCACCUUGCCUUGCAAGCAUUGUUACCAUUCGGAAUGCAUCAAACGCUGGUUGAAGGAAAAUAAGGCAUGCCCCAUUUGCAAGGAGGAGGUAUUUGGAUAAAAGUUACACUACAUCAAGCUGCAAUGGCCUGCGUAAUUUGCUACUAGAAUCGCUAUUAACACACCAAAAAGGGUGGGAAAAAAUACCACCUGUUUUUGUUUUUUGUUUCUGUUUUUGGGGCUGUGAAAACAAACUUGGACAACCUUGUCACAGGAUCACAAAUCUGUGUUGUUGCUUGCAUUGUGAAUGUUUUUGUGCAGUUUCUAUGGAACAGGAGACAAUACAAUCAGACAUUAUUCUA
This is a messenger RNA of Zingiber officinale, 1589 nucleotides long. RefSeq names its product E3 ubiquitin-protein ligase BIG BROTHER-like. The record is from RefSeq and is a predicted model, not a curated record. The transcript has 9 exons. The coding region runs from base 650 to 1348 and encodes 232 amino acids. Gene Ontology annotation, biological process: negative regulation of organ growth; protein ubiquitination. Gene Ontology annotation, molecular function: ubiquitin-protein transferase activity; ubiquitin conjugating enzyme binding. NCBI's taxonomy places the organism in Eukaryota, Viridiplantae, Streptophyta, Magnoliopsida, Zingiberales, Zingiberaceae.